AUGGCAGAUCCAUUCCUGGUCACCUUGCACAUUAUCACCAACCCAGGAGAUGCGGCAGCCCUGCAGAGCGCAGUUGACAGCCUUGUAACGUGGAUUAACCCCAAGCUACGGCUCUUCAUUGCCUCCGAGCGCGGAUCCUCAAAGCCACGGGGGACGAGGAGCGGCGGCAGUGCUGCCCACCCGGCUCUGGCCAUCAUUGUCUUCAUCCAUGAAGAGUGCGGGCAGCAGAUUUCCCAGCUCCACGAGCGUUUCCUCCACCCACCGUGGGAGUACCACCACACCGAGAUGGUCAAGGGUCGAAUCCUUCCCUACAUGCCCCGGAACCAGGACUUCUUCACUCUGGCCAAUCACAAUGCCCUCUGGGCUGUAAGGCAGGUGCACUAUGGGAAGGAGAUUGUCCGCUUCACCAUUUACUGCAGCUUUGACAACUUUGUCGACAUGGCGAGGAUGUACCAGCUGAUCCUGAGGAGAGAGUCGUCCCAGCGAAAGCCGGACUUUGUGUUCUUCACCGUCUAUUCCAACGCGGAGGUUGAUGUUCAGCUCUCGCUGAAGAGGCUCCCGAAGGGUCAGGGCACCUCCCCCACCGAAUUGGCCUUGCUCGAGUUCAGAGUUCAUGACAUUGGACACCUCAUCCCUCUGCUGCCUAACCCCUGCAGCCCAAUCAGUGAGCUGAGGUGGCAGACGGAAGACUAUGAUGGAAACAAGCUCCUGUUGCAGGUACACAGUUUGUCCAGGAACUCUUGGAAGAGGAACAUCAUUGCCCAAUCCACUGCAGCAAGGGGCAGUUCUUGCCGACCUGCAAGUAGCUCACUCCCCCAGUGCCUGGGAUGUGCCCCUGACAGGUACCGGCACCACUGGCAGACUAACCACAAACCACGCCACACCAGCGGCUUCAGCCAUCUCCGAGGGACAUCCCAGGAGGACAUCUGGAUUGCUUGUCGAGGGGAUUCGGGCACCGGUACCUCCAGGGUUUCCCGGGUAGCUCAGCGCAGCAAGUCCUUGUUCUGUCUGCCAACCUUCAGCAGCUCAUCGUGCUCUUCGUCAUCUUCAUCGCCACUGGGGGAGCUGGCCCUUUCGCUGGCCAACCAUGGGCAACAGGCUCGGGUCCCAGCUCGGGAUGUCACCUCUGGGAUGGCGGCCGAAGGCCUGGAAGAGACCGAUGUCGACACCGGCUUGACCACAUCACACUCUGACCUUGCUGCCCUCUCCGUGCCCUCGACACUGAACGGCUUGGGCAAAGAAUUAGGGGGCGCUCUUCCCCGUCUGGGUGACUGUAGCACCUGGACAAAGGCAGGUCUCUUCAGGGCUUCACUGUCCACGGACGACUCGCCUCCUUCCUCCUCCGGCCUUUCCUCCAGGUCUUCUCCUGGGUUCCAGGAAUUUUCUUCCUGCAGUCUGACCUCACGUACCCCACCUCUGCAUGCCUUCACUGCAGUGUCGCGGCUCUGGCCCAGAACAAACCAGCCCUCCUCCUUGGAGAAUGCAACUAGAAAUGAGAGCUGCCCUGAAGGAGGACAACCCGCUCCUUUUCAGGAGGAAGAGCAGGAAUUUUACAUUUGA
This is a messenger RNA of Rhincodon typus (whale shark), 1560 nucleotides long. Its product is annotated as protein FAM124A. The transcript has 2 exons. Lineage: Eukaryota; Metazoa; Chordata; Chondrichthyes; Orectolobiformes; Rhincodontidae. Bases 1 to 1560 code for a protein of 519 amino acids. The record is from RefSeq and is a predicted model, not a curated record.